This is a messenger RNA of Raphanus sativus (radish), 1078 nucleotides long. Its product is annotated as glutathione S-transferase U22-like. The record is from RefSeq and is a predicted model, not a curated record. The transcript is spliced from 2 exons. Gene Ontology annotation, molecular function: glutathione transferase activity. Gene Ontology annotation, biological process: glutathione metabolic process. NCBI's taxonomy places the organism in Eukaryota, Viridiplantae, Streptophyta, Magnoliopsida, Brassicales, Brassicaceae. Gene Ontology annotation, cellular component: cytoplasm. Bases 67 to 903 code for a protein of 278 amino acids.
AUGUGAAAUAGCCACACCCCACACACAAAGAAAAUACUAAGUCUUAUCUUACAAGACUCGGCAACAAUGGCAGAUGAGGUGGUCCUUCUAGACUACUGGGCGAGCCCAUUCGGUAUGAGAGCGAGGAUCGCGCUGAGAGAGAAAGGAGUCAAGUUUGAGUACAGAGAAGAGAAUCUGAGAGACAAGAGUCCAUUGCUUCUCCAAAUGAACCCGGUUCACAAGAAGAUUCCGGUUCUGAUUCAUAAUGGUAAACCGGUCUGUGAAUCCAUGAACGUGGUUCAGUACAUAGACGAGGUAUGGUCUAACAAAAACACUAUCCUCCCUUCUGAUCCAUACCAGAGAGCUCAAGCCAGAUUCUGGAUCGAUUUCAUCGACACCAAGGUGUACGAGCCAGCUGAUAAGAUAUGGUUUACAACAGGUGAGGUACAAGAGACGGCCAAGAAAGACUUUAUUGAAGCACUCAAGAUUCUUGAAGCUGAGCUUGGAGAUAAACCCUACUUUGGUGGUGAUAACUUUGGGUUCGUAGACAUUGCCAUGACUGGUUAUUACAGCUGGUUCCAAACAUUUGAGAAGUGCGCUAACUUCAGCAUCGAACCAGAGUGUCCAACACUGAUGGCUUCAGCCAAGAGAUGUUUUUUUUUGAUAUCUCUGGUGUCUGGGCAGCCACUUUCCCAAAUAUCCCCCGAAGAGGUCCAGCGCCCCAGCAGUAAGGAUGUUAAAUCGCUGUGGCCGGGUUUCGAAGCUGGGUGGCGGACACCUCAGCCGAGGUUCCAUUACCACCAGGCUACGAAGCCCGGUUCAGCCAAGAGAUGUUUGCAGAGAAAAACAGUGGUCGACUCUGUACCUGGCCCUGACGAGCUCUUUGCCUUAGCCUUUAAACUUAGGAAGGAGUAUGGCGUCUGAAUCUUCCAGUGUCACAUUUGGUUUGUGAAUUGAUUCCUCUUCAUGUGUGUGAUUUGUCUCUUUCCAACAAAUAAUAAUCUAUCUUAUUAAAACAGAAGUACACAUAUAAAAUACUCCUUAGUUUUCAGUGUUAUUUACAAUUAUAUGCCACUGAGAAUUAAAUUGAAUUUCUUAU